AUGGCGAAAAAAGAUCAAGGACUUGCCAUAGGAAUCGACCUUGGCACAACCUACUCCUGUGUUGCAGUGUGGUGUGAACGUCAUUGUCGAGUGGAUAUCAUUCAUAACGACCAAGGCCAUAACACCACUCCUUCUGUUGUUGCUUUCACAUACCAUGAAAGGUUGAUUGGUAAUGCUGCUAAAAACCAGGCUGCCACCAAUCCACAAAACACCGUCUUUGAUGCCAAGAGAUUGAUAGGUAGAAAAUACAGUGAUCCUGUUGUUCAGAAAGAUAUGAUGUUAUGGCCAUUCAAGGUUGUCGCUGGUGUUAAUGACAAACCUAUGAUCACCCUUAACUAUAAGGGUAAGGAGAAACAAUUUUGUGCUGAGGAAAUUUCGUCCAUGGUCCUGGUGAAGAUGAAAGAGAUUGCAGAGGGCUAUUUGGAAACCAGGGUGAAGAAUGCGGUGGUUACUGUGCCUGCUUAUUUCAAUGACUCUCAGCGUAAGUCUACCAUAGAUGCUGGAACCAUUAAUUUGAGUUCAAAACUUUGCUCAGAAGACAGGAAAAAGAUCAGUUCUGCAAUAAAUAAGGCCACAGAGUUACUUGAUGGUGGUCAGCAGGAGGAGGAAAUAGAUGUGUUUGAGGAUCAUCUGGAAGAGCUUAUUAACCUCUUUGAACGUUUUGGUGGAAAGUCUGGUUAG
Molecule: messenger RNA, 681 nt
Organism: Vigna radiata var. radiata (mung bean)
Lineage: Eukaryota; Viridiplantae; Streptophyta; Magnoliopsida; Fabales; Fabaceae
Product: heat shock cognate 70 kDa protein-like
Exons: 3
Coding region: 1-681 (226 amino acids)
Biological process (GO): protein refolding; cellular response to unfolded protein
Cellular component (GO): cytoplasm
Molecular function (GO): ATP binding; misfolded protein binding; heat shock protein binding
Source: RefSeq, a predicted model, not a curated record